AUGGCCGAAGCACAAGAUUUCAUGGGAGCAGUCCCCUUGCUGGACCUGGGCAAGAAGGUGAGCGUUCCUCAGGACCUCAUGGUGGAGGAGCUGUCCCUUCGUUCUAACAGGGGCUCCCUCCUGUUCCAAAAGAGACAGAAGAGAGUGCAGAGGUUCACCUUUGAGUACGCAGCCAAACAGACACAGAGCUCAGUCUCAGAGUACAGAGGAAGUGAUCUGGGAACCACACCAGCAGGACCACCAGAAGAGUUGGCUACUGCCAGUGGCCCAGAUGGGAAGGAGAACUACAGGACGGAGAUCCAAAUCUUCCCUACCCCACCUCUUGGGUCUGAGAGGAGCAGUCAAGAACCACCCCCAGGAAGGGCUCCUAGUCCCAGUGCCCUGGCCUCUGGCUAUUCUAAGCCCCUGACAGGCAUCCCACCAGAGAAGUUCAAUCACACAGCCAUCCCCAAGGGUUACCGGUCCCCAUGGCAAGAGUUCAUCGGCUACAAGGAUGGAUACAAAGACUAUUACAAGGACCACCUAAACCACACACCCAGGCCCUCAGACUACAGGAACUUCAACAAGACACCAGUGCCAUUUGGAGGACCCCUCAUCUCUGAGACAUUCCCCCAAACGGAUACACCCCUCAUCCCAAAAGAGCCCGUAAGUGGCCUGGAUCUCCUCAGCUACAGACCCAGUUUCAACCGAGUAGCCCAAGGCUGGGUACGGGCCCUUCUAGAGUCUGAGGAACUGUGACUUGAUAUUAAUUCCUGUAUUCCUACUGCUUUGCUUUAUUAGCCUGUUAGUAGGCACAGAGAUAGUGUACUAAUGCUGGUUACACAUGCCAGCAGU
Molecule: messenger RNA, 834 nt
Organism: Trichosurus vulpecula (common brushtail)
Lineage: Eukaryota; Metazoa; Chordata; Mammalia; Diprotodontia; Phalangeridae
Gene: MYOZ3
Product: myozenin 3
Exons: 6
Coding region: 1-738 (245 amino acids)
Cellular component (GO): Z disc; actin cytoskeleton
Molecular function (GO): actin binding; FATZ binding; telethonin binding
Source: RefSeq, a predicted model, not a curated record